This is a messenger RNA of Effrenium voratum, 717 nucleotides long. The record is from the annotation of a GenBank genome assembly. NCBI's taxonomy places the organism in Eukaryota, Dinophyceae, Suessiales, Symbiodiniaceae.
AUGGAGGUUGCCAUCGCGCCACUCAGCUCCAGUCGCCCCGCGAGGUCCAGGCCGCACCAUACCCCAGUGCCCCCGCCAGCUGCCGCUCCAGCCGCUCCAGCCUCUUCAGCCGCUCUGGCGCUAGCGGGUGCCUGCGUUGCCGCGUGCGCCUCGGCGCCGCGGACGCGGCGUGGGCGACGCGCGGCAGAGGCAGAGGUCGCAGGUGAGUCAAGCCCGACGACCAAGUCCGGAUUUAAAUCCUGGUGGAAGAAGAAUGCCAAGAUGGAUAGCAAAGCUUUGCGGAAGAUGGGCCUCAUGUGCUUGCUGUCUUAUGGCUUCGUCUCCAAUGUCAACGCGCUGCUGCUCAUCCUACUGGCAACGUAUCGAUCCAUCCUGGCCACAGGGGCAAGUCCUCUGACGGACAAGGCGGCGCUGAAGCAGUUCGGCCUCACAUGGGCUGGGCUGUACGUCAUCAGCAAUCUGAUCAGACCGGUGCGCAUCAGCAUUGCUUUGGCAAUCUCCAAGCCUAUUGACAACAUUGUCAAAUGGUUUCAGGACAAGCUCUCUUGCAAGCGCUGGCUGGCAAUCGGUAUCUCGAUCUUCAUGCUGAAUAUUUGCUUGACGAUAUCCUUGCUUUGGGGCGGCAUGAUGCUCGUGUCAGCAGUGACGGGAGUCAAUGUGAGUGCUUCCCAAUUUGGAGUCCUGGUAAAAGCUGGGAAAGCGGCGACCAAGCACUAG